GUCAGGCUCGCUCUUGCCAGCAGCGGCCCUGUGGCACGACACCUCGACCGCCAGAUCUGCUCUUUCCAUGUUCGCUGCAACCUUCCCUUUCAUUCUCUGGCGUCUACUCCAAUUGGGGGCCGAAAACUCUUCACUUUCUUACCGUUGAUUUUCAACUUUUAUGUCGAUUGUUCAACUGACAGUAAAUCACCGUCGGAUCUUUCAUGCAAUGCCUGAUCACCUCCAGGACACAGCCUGACCUGACCCAGACCCUGACGGACCAUAUCCGACCAACCAACACCCUGUCUUCGUGACUACUGACGCCCUCGCAGCAUCAAUGGCUGCGGACGACGGCAUGUGAGUUAAUAUCACAGAAAAACACUCUUCCUGCGGAGGACCCAUGGAUUGGCAAGCUGGGCAGCUAUAGGUGAGUGGGUGUGGUCUUAUCGCCCACAUCUUGCAUGGAUCCAGAUCUCGAUAAUACCACUUUGGGCAGUGACUCCUUUUCCACUUGCUUCUUGGAGCUCUCACAGCCGUUGGCUCGUGCCCAACCCGGAAGCAAGCCAAGGACCUCUUCAUUUUUAUCCCUCGACACACUGUCACCUCCCUCACCCGUCCUCGGUGUUGAGAGUCGGCACUGUCGUUGCCCGAUUUUAUCACAUGCCCACGCUAGCAACCCCGAUAGCUCCGUAAGGGUUCCGGAUCGUGGGGUCUGCCGGUUAGACCAGCGACCUCCUGCAUCGGCGCAUCCUGACAGAGUCUCCUAACCCAAGAACGAAUAGCUCGAGCCCACAGAAGCCACCGUUCAAUCGGCUUGCUCCUUUUUCCACAACGGACGACGGUUGACACAGACCCCGGUCAAGCCCUGGGAGUGCAGGCCCGACUGUUGCGAGCGUGCAUGGGAUGGCUGCUUGUCGAUUUCCCAGGCUGUCCAUGGCUGCCACGCUCAAGGCCUCGAAAGAGCAACGGGGACACCUUGCCGCAGGGCCGUGCGCAUCGGCGCCCUUCACAGCAGCAAUAGGCCACAGCUGCCUGUCUACUGCAGGUGCUAACCGUACCGAACGGCCUGCAGUUCCUAGCUCCAACGGACAUGCACAGUGAGCUUGUAGAACCAUUCUUCAGUGUCAGCAUCGGGGCUGCUCGCACGAUCGAAGCAGUCUCAUCGCCCACAGCCAGCUCGGCUCCACUGACGUGCCAUGGCGUUGCGGUGGAUGUUGGCAAGGGGCCCAGCUUUGGCCUAGGCCUAGGUAGCACCAGCAGCAUCCCUGAAGGUCGAACUGUUCCUUCGUCGUUCACCCACUCGCAGGGGGGCCACCACCCAAGAGAUGCACGACCACCACCACAUCAGAUGAACCGCACAAGAUGAGAGCGGCUUUGCUGCACUUGAACCACGCAGCCGCCGAAGAUCAAACCACAGAAUAUCUUCCAGAUGUUGUGUCCUUUCCUCGCAAUCUGGUGGGAGGGCUAGGAUGUCCCCCGGCACUCCCUUGACCUUAAUAUCAGAACGUUAAGCAUGUAUCGACAAGUAUCUUUGGACCCCUGCUUCAAGUACUUUGUACCGAACCACCCCCCUGCUGAAGAGCUAAACCGCCCCUCUCAACACCCCACUGGAGGGGUUUAGCUUUCUGUGGAGUGUGGUGUUGUUGUGGUUGUUGCGCUGCUGUUGCUGUCUUCUGCCGGGCCCUACGAUACAAUCCUUUUGCAGCUAGCUAGGGGCUCAGUCCUCGGGUACCUUGAUGACCGGUCAUCGCGGAGCAUACCACGAUGUUGGGUGGAUAUGGAGAGCUGGCCUGCGGGGGAUAGGGAGGGUCCUUCCAUAAUGGAAGGAAAUACCGAUGCAGAUAUAUCACCACGAUCAACAAAAACUUGGCGCUGAAUAUUCCAUUUCGCGAUAACAGGCCAUUGUGUUGUGUAUUCGAGCACCUUCCUGUGAGGUCCAGAGAAGGCUUACCAAGGAUAUCCAGACAUGCACUAUGCUUGAGGCUGGAUGGAUUACCGGUAGCCUGUGGCCGCUACCUACCUAGGUAGUAUGGAUGCAGAAGCCGCGGGCUGGGUGGCAGGGUUAUACCCACAACUGAUACCCCCCCUUCACCCCCGCGCACAUUCUCUGGACCGGGCCGGGCUGGCUGAUCCUGGACAACUGCCCCCUGGACGACUGGCUAUGACCGUUGGAGAUUGUCCAUACCAGUAACUGAUCGACUAAUAAGAUCGAACCCAGUAGGCGCGCUUCCGCCCAUACCUUACAUCUCCCCAGAUCUGCCCUCACCAGUAACAUUGGCCUCCUCGUCGUCGUCUUGGAUCGUGAUCCUGAACGGAGCCGCACUGUUUCCUUCAGCCCCUUAGCACUCCCCUCAACAGGGUCAUCGUUGCAUCCAUCCGCUUGUGACGGCAUCCUGCUCUCCAGAGUCAUAUUCGGCCUCUCCCGCCGCGGCUUAUGUGGCUCAGGUCCUCUACCAAGAGAGACUCGGUCACACGUACAGCACCCUCACCCGGUCUCCUGACAGCAACUCCUACUGGCCAGGAAUAGUAAAAGGUCUCCGACCGGACACUCUGCACAUCCGGCUCUUGCACAUCAAGUCCCCCCCUGUCCAUCUCCUUGUUUUGAACAACAAACUUCUGCAUUGGACCAGUCGAGGUGCGCUUGGCAGCAAGACAAGAAUCGUGCAACUGCCUAUUCGCCACCCCUUGACUUGCUCUGGAGAGAGUGUCUUGAAGGGCACAGCUACCCGAAACGGAUUCGUAUCCUCCUACCAAGUCAGUACUCACCACGGGCUACCCGCGGCUACCCCCGCCUGAAGUUGACGCCAACAACCCUCCUCCUCUUCAGAGUCUGGGGAAGCUCAGUGGAUAUCCUGGCUGCGCUCUGUUGUCGGCGGUUGCUCAGUCACAGUGGGAACCCACAUGCACGCCCACCCUUGAACCAAGAAAUCGUCACCCCCUCCAGCAGCAGAUCACCUUCUGCCAGCCAGCAACCCCAUCAAACCCAGACACCCUGGUUUCCCGGCACCCCAAAGCUUGACUGAGCGGAGAAGGGGGUCUCACCGUCAGCCGUUCUUCCAGUACCAAUCCCCACUGGUACCCGAUCCCCCAGUCUGGCGAAGAGAUUGCCGCUCGUGUCCAGUUUGGCAUCUCCUCCUCCAUUGUGUGCGGACAUUCAGCCCAAACUGGUGGCAUCCCAGCUCUCCUCCUGCCCCCCUACUACCCCCCCUACCCUGGACUCACAUCCUGCCAUUCUCGUCCUUGCCUUGGCGCUUGGGCGUGCUUAACUUAUCAUUAUAUAUCCCGGGGAUUAGCUUCUUUGGAGAAGGUCAAGAGAGGGCUAUUGACGGGGGAGAGGCUAUUAUUCUUGUUUGCGUGGAUUCUCUGGGCACAGCACGACUAUCAUCUAUUGGCCAGAGUUCAACUUCUUUUCUUUGGCACCCCUUCCCUCCCCCGCCGACCACCAUUUCAACUCCGGUUGGAUUUGAUUUCCUUUCUCCUCUUCCUCGACCGCUCGGCACAGGUAUUCUCCCCACACAAGACGUGCCUGACCAUCGACGGCGGUCUCCCAAAGAUACAUCUGUCAAGGUCAUACUCGUUUACCGCCGGCCAGUUGACUACCUCGUCAUCCCGCUUCGACUUCCUCCUUACCAACAAACUUGACGCACCUCAGACCGGAGCCAUCGAACAGAAAGCGCAUUCCAAACACCACCUGAGCCGAGUCCGCAUGUACACUAUUCCCGAAAUCAUUUGAUACCACGACACAUACUCGACCAUUUACAUUCUGUUCGCAUCGCGUGUCCUCAAACAGUCAUCAUGGGUGACUAUCAUUAUCACCACUUUCUAUCCUCCAUGGCGGGUGUGGGUGGACAGCCUAACCAGAGUCCACUUGAAGGCCCCCCACAGAUGUCUCACCAACCUCAGGUGUUGGCCAUGGGAGGCCAUGGCCCUCCAAUGCCUAACCCAUACCAAAGCCUGGGAUACUUUACGGGAUUCCCUGAGCCGAUCAUGUUCAAUGCGCCAAAGUCGCAAAGAAGCAGGCGCAAGUCAGCACCAGGCCUCGAUCACAUCAAACAUCGACGCACAAGAUCAGGCUGCUUUACAUGUCGCAGCCGUCGAGUCAAGGGAAAGAGAGAAUGCCUCUAUCCAGAACCGGCGCCGCCGAAAGGUUCUGGGGGUUCGACCUCAAAAGAGUCUUCUUCAACUGCGCCCAGUCAACAGGCGAGCCCGACCUCUUCACGAGGCGACGACGAUGACGACGACGACCGGGAUUCAAAGCUGGAGCCGAUCAUGGAUGAAGAUGAGGAAGAGCCGCAGAGCACCACAUCGACGACUGCGCCAAUGUUUCCUUUGAGAAGAUCGAGCACCACAUCCUCCUUUGGUUUACAGCGUGUCCCUACAGGGUACCGGUACGACUCGGAGACCCCGUCUUUUGAUGGUAAUAAGAGCUCUUCUCCCUUGUCGACGGGCACGGCGACCGCACAAUCGCACCGUCCAGACUGGACGUUCUUACCACACGAGCUGCAGUUUUAUCUCGGCUAUUUCUACGAAAAUAUCACGCACUACCACUACGGGCUCAUCAGCGACGCCGGUGACUUCUUCCGAACCACUCUGGUAGGGUUGGCGCUUCGAAAUGAGGCCUUGCUGUAUGCUAUUGUGGCCUUUUCGGCAUACCACCAUGCGCUGCAUAAUCCCCAUGGCAGGAUCAACGAGUUCUUGCAAUAUUACAACCACAGCGUCAACAAUCUUUUGGAGUGUCUAAAGAGGAAAGAAAAGUACAGUAUCGCGACGCUUUUGACGAUAUUGCAGCUCGCGACAAUCGAGGAAUAUUUGGGUGACUGGGUCAACCUCAUGGGCCAUCAAAAGGCCGCCCUGGAGAUUUUUACGCAGCUUUUUACUCCGCAGACAAUCAUGCAGUCACAGACAGGCCGGGCUGCACUGACUUGGUACGGUCGCUUUGAUCUCUUCGUUGCCAUUAUGGGUAGCUUUGAAACGACGUUGCCUCGUGAAUGGUACUUGGAGGCAGCAACAUACCACGAUUCGUGCACGGCCGCCGAACCAGACAGUGUCUUUUGGAAGUUCGAAGCAUGCUCUGCGAAGAUGCAGCUUAUUUCGAUGGAAAUGGCCAUGUUGUAUGCCAGGAGGGUGAAGGAAGAGGUCACGGCAGAAGACUUCGCCGCAGAACAUCAGAGAUUGAGCAGAUGUCUCGACGACUGGAAAAAUGGAUGGGAUCCUGCUCUGGUAGACCCUUCCCAUCUUGUUACGGACUUUUCAGGGAGCCGCGCACCAGAUCCGAACGACAUUGUCAACCCGUUCACAUCGGGAGCACUGUUUCAACCACCACUGUUCCCUUCGACGGUCUUGACAGCCAGCUACCAUUCCAUGAGCCUCUUGCACGACAGCCAGAGUGGCAUCAGACCAACAGGAGAAGCCAAAGACAAAUUGAGGGAGCAUGCCUACAAAAUCUACCAGAUUUUCGAGGCAGUUGAAUUCUGGUCGCACAGCCCGCCGGGAGGGCUCAUUGCGUUGCAGUCAGCUUUAGCUGUGGCAGCUCUCUAUGUUCAGCGGGAUCCACGCCAUCAGAUGUGGAUCAGGAGGAAGUUUGUGUUACUGGAGGCGAUGGGAUACAUUUUCCCUGCCACGAUGCGUGUGCGAAUGGCCGAGCUUUUCGCAGACGACACCUGCACCAGAUGGUGGCUGCCGAACGAUGAGGGCUUUCCGCCCCUACUACAAAAUAUCCGCGCAUAUGCCGACGAACGCAAUGCCAUGGCGGCGACUACCCAGAGAGACACGGUACAGCAGAUUCGCCAUGUGUUUUCGAGGAUGAACAUUAGAGAGGCCGCGAGAAAGGCGGCAGAAAACUAACGGCCCGGUUAUGGCGGCAUGACAGCAACCUAUGUCCGACUCAAUCAGGACGGUCUGACAGGCGGCUGGCAAAUUUAGGGGACACUGAAGUAUCAGCAACAACCUCGUCGCGACAACAGUUGACGUUGCUCAAGGACAAUGCGGCUCAUGUCUGCCGGGCGGCCCGAAUCCCUGGACAAUUUCCUGGGACCCGAUCAUGCGGGUCUGCGACGUCGAAUAUCGUUGCUAAUGCAGGGGAAAAAUUGCUUAUCACAGCUGGCACCGCAUUUGCCAUUCUGAAACACCCCCUCGGCGUUAGGUGAUGAUGGUGCCUACUCAGCUCUCCUCCUUCCUCUUUCCCCCACACACCACCAACUGACCCCCAACGACACCCUGUCAUGCAAUCGGAAUCGGCAGGAUACAUUCAAAUGGCAUGCUGAUCUUGUGACUCUCCUGGCGCCAUGCGGGCGCCAAUUCCUUCUAGGGAGCGGCGGCUGCUGUUGCAUGAUGCAUCAUCAUCCGAACUGGUGGUGUCUUGGCUUGGGUUUGACAGUCUUGGGGGAAAGGGAGACUGGACCUGUCACGCGGGAAUAGGAGUGGAGGAUGUCACUAACAUCGGAAGACGGGCGAGAAGCGUCAACCUCGGCGCUCUAGGACUGGAUGCAAGACUUUUUGGUGUCUUCCCCUCACGACACGGCACGAUCACGGGACGAUGUCUUCCGAGCCCCCAAGAACAGCUGGCCCUCACCUAAUUCUGGCCUACAUACAACCUUUCAAGUUACAUUUUUUUCACUUUGACUUUUUGUAUUACUGAUAUAUAUAUCUGUGGGUUUUUGCACUUGGGUUGGCUGUCUUGUUAUUUCUGGCUUUUGUCUUGCAUUGCCCUUUUUUUUUCUCUUCAGAUACUCCCCAGUGACUGGGGAAGGAUUGUAUUAUUUACUUUUUUUUUUUUAUUUCAAGCACCAAAUAUUUUGACAUUUGUGAGCACAUAAUUUUUAUUUUCUGAAAGUUUCAUUUCUUUUCUUUUCUAUGUGAAGUGGUUGGAUUAUGGGGACGGAACCAGCGGCAGCGUCAUAAUCAUCAACGAGGACUGGCAGGACAACAACAGAGAGAGAGAGAUGGAAGUUUAGGGAACCGACAACACAACCUCCUAAUGUACGUGUGUGUGCGUGUGUGUGUGUACGAAAAGAAGACCUAGUGCGACAAACCAAACAGUGCGAAAUGAUACCCUGGGUUUUCUCUUUUUUUCUUUUUCCUGAGCGGGCGGAAGAAACUAAAAGUUGGGAGAGAGACUAUACAAUGUAUUAGUACGACGACGAUUUCGGUAACUGGAGUCUGGAGGUUUUUGGUGUGUGCAUAGCAUAGCAUAGCAUGGGUAUGGAUGGGCUUAAGAAAAGGGGGUUAGUGGUGUCUUUGCGUGUGUGUUGUGUGUUGUGUGUGGGAGCUGAUGGGGCAGAUCAUGGGAGUAGAUUUGUAUCUCAAGGG
Molecule: messenger RNA, 7287 nt
Organism: Podospora pseudopauciseta
Lineage: Eukaryota; Fungi; Ascomycota; Sordariomycetes; Sordariales; Podosporaceae
Exons: 4
Coding region: 3775-5823 (682 amino acids)
Source: RefSeq, a predicted model, not a curated record